AUGGCUGUUAAAAGACUAAUUCGACACCGUAAACGUGCCCUGUACCGUGCGAUGGGUAUCGGCCUCGGACAUGACAAAGAAGAUAGCAAUUCUGUCAACUACUAUACGAUACUUGAUCUUGAAGAAAUUGGUGAACGAAUCCACGGUCGGAAGUUUGCGGAUUGGUUGCUCAGUCAUAUGGACGUAACCGAGCUCUUGUUUCAACUUGCUAAGGAUGCACAUGUUGUCCUCUUACCUGGGCGAGGCUUCGGGGUGCGGCAUCCAUCAGGCCGCGUAUCUCUUGCUAACCUGAAUGAAGCCGAUUACAAGUCAAUUGGCCAAGCUAUCCGAGCUCUCAUUGAAAAGUAUGUUGAACGAUUCAACACGGAAACAUCGGAAGAGCCACUACCUAAUAGCAAAGUGGCUCUACCUAGAGGUGUAAGCCGAUCAUGUGAACUACCAUAG
Messenger RNA from Rotaria sp. Silwood2, 444 nucleotides. Lineage: Eukaryota; Metazoa; Rotifera; Eurotatoria; Philodinida; Philodinidae. The record is from the annotation of a GenBank genome assembly.